Penicillium cataractarum is the source of this 825-nucleotide messenger RNA. RefSeq lists its product as uncharacterized. The transcript has 5 exons. The record is from RefSeq and is a predicted model, not a curated record. Gene Ontology annotation, cellular component: intracellular anatomical structure. Gene Ontology annotation, molecular function: oxidoreductase activity, acting on NAD(P)H, oxygen as acceptor. NCBI's taxonomy places the organism in Eukaryota, Fungi, Ascomycota, Eurotiomycetes, Eurotiales, Aspergillaceae. The coding region runs from base 1 to 825 and encodes 274 amino acids.
AUGUCUGCUUCUAUCCCGGCACAGUCAGCUCCUUGCGAGCCCCAAACUAAAGUUGCACUCGAGGCAAAAGUCAUUGCUAUAACCGGUGCAAACCGCGGAAUCGGACUGGGCAUCGCCGAAUGCUGUUUGAUCAACGGCGCAGCCAAGAUCUAUUCCAUCGACAUAGGCGACGUCGGCGAUGACUUCGAGGCCCUGUCCAAACGCUUCCCCAACCAACUUUUCGCCAUCCAGGCCGAUGUGACACAGGAAGACAGUAUCUCGGGGGCGGUGGACAAGAUUGUCGAGGAGGCUGGGGCACUGCAUGGAAUGGUUGUCAACGCGGGACGAACGAACCACAAAGCAGCGUUGGACUUUACGACCGAGGAAAUACAGGCACUCUUUUCCGUGAACUCAGGAAUGGAUCAGCUAUUUGGCGCAUUCUACACGGCUAGGUGCGCCGCGAGAGCAUUCAUCAAGCUCGGAAUCAAGGGGUCGAUCGUGUUUACGGCUUCAAUGGCCUCCUAUCGUCCAAACAAGCGCGUACCAUCAACCCCCUAUGGAGCAUCAAAGGCCGGUAUCCGAAACAUGACUCAUACGCUGGCCAUGGAGUGGGCAUCCCAUGGCAUCCGGGUGAACAGUGUUUCCCCGGGUUUGGUCAACACAGCUAUGACAUAUUGGGUGCCACAACAGCCCGAUUGGGAGCAGCAGUUGAAGUACUAUGGCGGAUUCCCGCGUCUAGCUGAGGUUCAGGAACUUGGCGGCGCAUAUGUGUAUCUGCUGAGUGAUGCUGCGAGCUACACAACCUCUAUUGAUAUACCUGUCAAUGGGGUUAUUGGAAUCUGCUGA